UAGUGAUUUUGCAUGGUUAUAAAAGUUUCUAAAUAAAUUUCGUUUGUUUACAGUAAAUGCUAUGGUUAUUUUUUCUUUUUGCUAUUGAUCAGUAAAGAUGCUAUCUGUACUAAAUAAUCAGCUUGCCAGAAUUUCUGUUCUACAUAUUCUAUCAAAAAAUAAGAAUAUUUCCCGAUUUAUUAGACCAUUUGGUUUAUACUGCGAACCUAUUAAAGGAAACUGUCAAUACGAAAAAAUUUUGAAUCAAAAGUUAAAAAGCCUUUUUAACUUUUCAGAAAGCAAACAGUUCUCUACAUCUUUUGCACUACGCCAAGAAACGGAGGCUGCAGAAAGUACUGAAGAGAAGCCAAAAAGAAAUAUUGACCCAUCAAAAGACAGAACUCAAGUUAUUUCUCCUGAAACGAGCAUCCGCUAUUUGAAAAGCAAAGCCUAUAAAACAACGUAUGGUGAUGAGCCAGUAUGGGUUAAAUACAGACGCAAUUUCAGAGGACAAUUUACUCCGAGGAAAACUCGUGAAACUUGUAUCAGGGGAGGACAAAUUAUGACCGGUAGUCCUUGUCCCAUAUGCAGAGAUGAGUACUUAGUUCUUCAUUACACGAAUAUAGAUUUGCUAAAGCAAUUCAUACAUCCUUACACGGGUGAAAUAUUGUCUACUCGAAAAACUCAUGUUUGCCAAAAGCGUCUGCUUGAGCUUGAAAUUGCUGUGAAAAUAGCCAGAGAUCAUGGUCUGCUGACGUUUGAAGUACCAUUUAGAAAGUAUGACUAUUCUGAAUAUUAUCCUAACUGGAAGAAAGAAUGAUGUAUUGUUGUAAAAAUAGUUGAUUUUCAAUAAAUAAGGCACCUUCAAUGUGCA
Uloborus diversus is the source of this 853-nucleotide messenger RNA. RefSeq names its product 28S ribosomal protein S18b, mitochondrial-like (gene mRpS18B). The coding region runs from base 98 to 799 and encodes 233 amino acids. The transcript has a single exon. Gene Ontology annotation, biological process: mitochondrial translation. Gene Ontology annotation, cellular component: mitochondrion; ribosome. Gene Ontology annotation, molecular function: structural constituent of ribosome. The record is from RefSeq and is a predicted model, not a curated record. NCBI's taxonomy places the organism in Eukaryota, Metazoa, Arthropoda, Arachnida, Araneae, Uloboridae.